Messenger RNA from Fusarium oxysporum Fo47, 2151 nucleotides. RefSeq names its product M20 family metallopeptidase. The record is from RefSeq and is a predicted model, not a curated record. Gene Ontology annotation, molecular function: metallocarboxypeptidase activity. The transcript is spliced from 3 exons. The coding region runs from base 208 to 1914 and encodes 568 amino acids. Gene Ontology annotation, cellular component: fungal-type vacuole lumen. Lineage: Eukaryota; Fungi; Ascomycota; Sordariomycetes; Hypocreales; Nectriaceae.
GGGUCUGAACCUUAAAAUGCCGGAUGCGAAAGACUUCUUCAGCUCUCGAGGUGAGCUGACGAAACUCGCUUCUCGGUGCCUGUGUUGGGAAUAGUGGUGGUGAAGUGCCAAGAAACUCUUUCAUGUAGAUAAAGUAUAAGGAUGCUCUGACGCCAUGUUUAGUGUUUCUCAUGAUCCGAUUGUCAAGCUCAGUCCAAAGACAUCAAGAUGAGAUUCACUGAUAUUGUCUCCACGAUUUUCGUGGCUCGUACUAUUGCAUUUUCUCACGAUGCGCAGCAUCGUCUUAAUGACAAAAUCAACGUUGCUGGCACUACAGACACUAAUCCGAAAUGCUAUCUUCCCGCCCCGUUGAACCCCUCCGACGACGGGCUUGAAAGUUCGCAUGAUUUAUUCUCCAGCAAGAAAGCGCUUCAGUUGAUGGUCAAGAAGCAUCAAUCCCUCGUCCGUAUCCCUUCAAUCUGCUAUGAUGACAUGGGAGAUUUGGAUACAGAUGAUAGAUGGAAGCCAUUCAAUGACAUACCAAAAAUGCUAAAGAAAGCAUAUCCGACCGUACACAAACACAUCACCCCCGAAAAGGUCAACAAAUUCGGCCUCGUCUACACCCUCCAAGGCUCCGACCCAUCCCUCCAGCCAAUUCUUCUAGCAGGCCAUCAAGACGUCGUCCCCGUAGCCGCCGGAACACUCCACGAAUGGGUCCACCCCCCCUUUGACGCCUUCUACAACGAAACAGACGGCUAUCUCUGGGGCCGCGGCGCUUCAGACGACAAAUCAGCCAUCACAGCUCAGAUGUCUGCCCUAGAAGCACUUUUGUCUCAGAAGACUUACAAACCGCGUCGCACGGUCAUUCUGGCUUUUGGAUUUGAUGAGGAAUGCUCUGGUCAUCGUGGAGCAGGCCAUAUCUCGAAACAUCUGGAGAAGAGAUAUGGGGAGCAUGGCAUUGCUGCUAUUCUUGACGAAGGCGGUGCUGGGCUGCAGAAGAUGGGUGAUGUUUUAUACGCGCUUCCUGCUGUUUACGAAAAAGGUUAUCUCGACGUAUGGUUCAACGUCAGUGUCGUCGGUGGCCAUAGCUCAGUGCCAACACCGCAUACAGCGAUUGGCAUAAUGGCUGAGAUUGUUACUACCCUGGAACAUAACCCCUUCAAGCCCGAAAUCGCCAAGAACGGAGCCAUUCAUCAAUGCCUCGCUUGCUUCGCAGAGCAUUCGCCCCAAGUUUUUCCAGACCUCACUAAGCUUGUUAACGGUGGAGAUCUACAAGGCGUUGCGAAGUUCUUGACUAAGCUGUCGCGGGAUAUGCAGUACAUGGUUCAGACCUCGCAGGCAAUUGAUGUUAUAUCUGGAGGUCAAAAGAUCAAUGCUUUACCGGAGUUUGUGACGCUUGGUGUUAAUCAUCGGUAUGCGCCGCAGGAUAGCAUUGGAAGCAUCCAGCACAGAAUCGUUGGCUUGAUCAAGGAUAUCGCCGAAAGCCACAAGCUCCGAGUUGAAGCUUUUGAGAAUGAUGGAGAUUAUGAUGAGUAUCUUACUGCUAAUGAUCUCUCUCGACAAUGCAAAAAGGAUGAUGAUCUUUGGCAGCAGAAUUACAAGGGUACUUUGACGAUCGGAGCGAAGAAAAAGUCAUACAUAACACCUCAGUCACCAACAACCGGUCCAGUUUGGGAUAUUUUCGCAGGAACAGUACGGCAUUCAUUCGCACAAGAGGCAAAGACAGUCGUUGCAGCUCCCGGAGCCAUGACGGGCAAUACCGACACUCGACAUUAUCUCAAUCUCUCCAAAAACAUCUACAGGUGGAGCCCCGGCAGCCUCAAGUCCUUCUCCAACAUCCACGGCGUCAAUGAGCGGCUUUUGAUGAGCGAGCAGAUGAACAUGGCAAAGUUUUACUAUGAUUUUAUUCGUAAUUUCGACAAGGCCGAUGUCUAGGGGAGCAUCACAUGUAAAUAGGAGACUACUCCUGAGAUUGGGAUUUAUCGUCGAUUAUUCCCAUGUCAAGCUUCUGCGUAAUUCUUCCGUUCAUCUGAACUUGUUCCGUUCCGUUUCUUCAGGCGCUGGGAUCAUCUCCACUCACCUGUUACAUCCGGCAAUGAACCCCUGUGUACAUCAAUUUCCACCAAUCACUGUCAACUUUCAAGUCCGCCAAGGCUGUGAGAUUAUCUCUAU